GGCGUUGCAAACCAAAGCAACCCGAGGGCCAACCCGAAACGCGUACGCGAGCGAGCGAUGAAUCCCGUGAAUCAUCAGUUGUGUCUAAACACAAGCGGGGUGGAUCCGACUGAUUUGCUUUAGGCGUUCAAUCAAAAUCGGACGGCUCGGACGCCAAUCAGAUAAGUCCUAUCCUUCACCCUCAGUCCACUCGCAAUCGCCGCUCUACCCACGCCAACAAUGCUCCUUCGGAAACUCACCCCACUGGCCGCCCGCGCCUCGCCAUUCCUCCGCCCCACAGCAGGAUGCAGCAGAUCACUCGCUACCGCCUCCACCCUGGCGCCGCUGCAGAGCGCAAACCUGCAGAAGAAGUUGACGGACUCGCCAAAGACGAAGCUGGCGAAUAAGGAGUUGCAGUUCGGGAGGACUUUCUCGGACCACAUGCUUUCGAUUGAGUGGGAUAGCACGAAGGGAUGGGCCACGCCAAAGAUCCAGCCGUACGGCAAGCUCUGCCUCGACCCAUCAGCUACCGUCUUCCACUACGCCAUGACAUGUUUCGAAGGCAUGAAAGCUUACAAAGACAAGCAAGGGCGGAUCCGUCUCUUCCGGCCCGACAUGAACAUGGCGCGGUUGAAGAAGUCGUGUGAGAGGUUGACCCUGCCCACUUUCGACAACGACGAGCUGUUGAAGUGCAUUAAGGAGCUGCUGCGGGUUGAUCACUCGUGGAUUCCAUCGGAGAGGGGUUACUCGCUGUACUUACGGCCUACCGCUAUGGCUACGCAGGAGUCUUUGGGCGUCGGACCAUCGGACCGAUCUCUCCUCUUCGUCAUCGCAUCGCCCGUCGGCCCAUACUAUAAAACAGGUUUCGCCGCAGUUUCGCUCUACGCAACACAGCACUACGUCCGCGCAUGGCCUGGAGGAACAGGUGACGCCAAGAUCGGCGGAAACUACGCGCCUGGCAUCAGGCCUCAGAUCGAGGUUUCGAAAAAGGGAUACCAGCAGAACCUGUGGAUCUUUGGCGAGGAGGAGGCUAUCACUGAAGUCGGAACGAUGAACUUUUUCAUGUACUGGACCAACGAACAAGGCGAACGCGAACUCGUCACCCCACCCCUCGACGGCACCAUCCUCCCCGGCGUAACCCGCGACUCGAUCCUCUCCCUCGCGCGCCAAUGGGGAGAAUUCAAAGUCUCCGAGCGCGCCCUCACCAUGCCCAUGCUGCGCCGCGCUGUGGAAGAGAACCGCGUGCACGAGCUGUUUGGAUCAGGAACCGCCGCGAUUGUCAGCCCGAUCAAGAAUGUGAGGUAUAAGGAUGUGGACUUGAAGAUUCCGCUGGAUCCGAAUGAUAAAAGUGCGCAGGCGGGGCCGUUGACGCAGAGGAUUGCGGAUACGAUUAUGGGGAUUCAGUAUGGCGAGAUUGAGCAUGAGUGGUCUGUUGUUGUUUAGGGUGGUGGAUGAAUUCAUGGUUGGAUGACACGGUUGGACUCUGUGGCUGAUGGGAUGCUAUAGCACUCCAACGCACACACACGCAGACGAACCCUAGAUAGAUCUCUCUCUAGGACCUCUCACUACGUUCAUUUCUCCCAUUCCAUUUGUGCAAUUGAAUGCUCGUUUUGGCUCUCCGAUUGGCUCUCCCGUGCUCCCAUCGGGCGCCUUAUGAUGCAUCUCAUUAAGAGAUCACCUCUAGACAAAGAAAGCUA
Fimicolochytrium jonesii is the source of this 1676-nucleotide messenger RNA. RefSeq names its product aminotransferase. The coding region runs from base 220 to 1422 and encodes 400 amino acids. The transcript has 5 exons. Gene Ontology annotation, cellular component: mitochondrion. Gene Ontology annotation, molecular function: branched-chain-amino-acid:2-oxoglutarate transaminase activity. Lineage: Eukaryota; Fungi; Chytridiomycota; Chytridiomycetes; Spizellomycetales; Powellomycetaceae. The record is from RefSeq and is a predicted model, not a curated record. Gene Ontology annotation, biological process: L-leucine biosynthetic process; L-valine biosynthetic process.